UUUUUUUCAAUCCUUUCGGAGAAGUCCUUGACCACCGGGCACUCCGCGCCAUGCGCGCCGACCGCGCACGCCGUGCGGAGGGACCGCCACGCACGGCGUCGCAGGGGCGGCGCGUGGCCGAAGCGGAGGCCGCGGAUGUGGAGGAAAGCUUCUGCCUGAGCUGGGAGCAAUGGUCAGAGGAGCUGGUCUUGGCGAUCGCACAGCAGCAGCCCUGGCCGCUUCCUCCAGAGCUGCCCAGUCGCCUGUCGCCACCUUUGACACGCAUGGCGGAGGCGGUAAUGAACGGCUUGGCGGCGGUUUGGGGCUGCGACGUGGAAUGCAAACGCUUAGCGCAGGAGGUAGAGGAGCUGCAGCGUACCGCGCGCAGCGCACGCAGCGGGCGCAGCGGUGCCCGCGAGGGGCGGAGCUCGGCACCAGAGCGAGCUGGUGGUUUGGGCAUGGAGGAGCAGCAAGAGCUGGCGCAAGCGCUGCUCAGCGAAGAGCAGGAGGUCGGACGGCUGCGGGAGCAGACCAGCGCGCUGAGCGAGCAGCUGGCCUCUGCCCGGGCGAGCCUGUGGAAGGUCAAGGAGAGGGAGAUGCAAAUCUCACAGUUUGAAGUGGAGCAGAAGGCACAGCUCGUCUCCGCCAAGAGGCAAGAAGCAAGUGCAAGGCAACAGUUUCAGGAUCGAGAAUCCGAGCUCCGGUCGUUGCGAUUGCAAGUUGAGGAGGUCUCAGCUCAACUGGCCAAGAAGGAUGCCGUGCAUGCCUCCUUGGGGCAACAGCUCCGGGAAGCCAAGAAGGAGCUUCAGCAGUCGGAGCUCCAGCGACAGAAGCUCCUGACCGCGCUCAAGGAGUAUCUCUCCUCCAUGGAAGAGAAGUUCGAAGCUGCCAAGGUCUAUGACCAGCAGCUGGGACUCACGCCCGAGGUCGCACGGAGAAACAGAUGGCCGAAGUGAGCUGGAUAGGGGAUCUAGGUUGCUAAGACUCCACGACACAAACAUACCUCCAUCAUUCC
Durusdinium trenchii is the source of this 994-nucleotide messenger RNA. The record is from the annotation of a GenBank genome assembly. Lineage: Eukaryota; Dinophyceae; Suessiales; Symbiodiniaceae.